AUGGCGCCCCUUCGCCAUCGACAGAGCCUCUCAAAGGAGAAGUUCACCGGAUAUUUUAGCUCUUUGAAGACCCAAACCUAUAAUGACCCCAAUACAAGAGGUGCUAGCUCGCAUAGUUUGAGAAGCAUUGCAUGGUCUCCAAUGGGCAACCUGAUCGCGACUGGGGCAGCAGAUAAGACCCUGAGAGUCUGGAAUCCUGAGAGGCCCUCAGUGAACUACUCCACUCAACUUGUCGGUCACAGUGCUGGGAUCGAAAAGGUGGCUUUCAAUCCAGUAAAAGACGCUGAACUUGCCAGUGUGAGCAGUGAUGGUGUAGUCAAAUUUUGGGACGUUAGAACGAAAGCUGUGAUCAACGAAGUCAAAGGAUUAGGUGACGCUUUUACGCUCGUCUGGAGCCCUGAUGGCGAGAGUCUUGUUGUUGGUAAUAAGGCUGAUAACAUCUACAUACUCUCCCCGACCCAGUCAACUCCUGUCGCUUCACAUCAGCAGCCAGUGCAGACAAACCAAAUCUCUUUCUGUUGGAGCGGUAACAAAAUCUUUCUCACAACAGGAGAAGGUCGUAUCAAGAUUCUAUCCUAUCCAGACUUCAAACCUGUCUUUAAUAUGACUUUUGAGUCUUCGCAACCUUUCACCUUAAAUGGACAUACAUCCUCUUGUCUUUCUGUAGAGAUGCAGCCAACGGCAAGAUUCUUGGCAAGUGGGGGCUCAGAUUCUAUCAUUGCACUUUGGGAUACAACCGAUUGGAUAUGCCAACGUACUUUGAUUGAUAUGAUAGGCCCCGUCAGGAGUAUAAGUUUUAGCUUUGACGGAAGCUAUAUUGUUGGAGGUAGUGAUGAAGGCACAGGACUGGAAAUUACCCAUACUGAAACUGGAGAGCAUGUGUACACCGUCAAAGGUGGCCCUUGCCCCGUUGUCGCCUGGCACCCAAACAAAUAUAUUCUAGCAUAUGUGGAAAACGGUGGCUUGAAGAUCAUCGGAGUCGAUUUAGAAAGGAAGUAA
Messenger RNA from Sclerotinia sclerotiorum 1980 UF-70, 999 nucleotides. RefSeq lists its product as hypothetical. The transcript is spliced from 3 exons. Lineage: Eukaryota; Fungi; Ascomycota; Leotiomycetes; Helotiales; Sclerotiniaceae. Gene Ontology annotation, molecular function: protein binding. The coding region runs from base 1 to 999 and encodes 332 amino acids. Gene Ontology annotation, cellular component: THO complex part of transcription export complex. Gene Ontology annotation, biological process: mRNA export from nucleus. The record is from RefSeq and is a predicted model, not a curated record.